AUGUGGACCGAAAGCGAUAAGCGUAUCGUCAUUAAAGCCAAGGGAGAGAAACCCAAUUGUGCUUGGGAGAAAAUCGCCCUAUCAAUCAAACAUCGGCACUCGGCGGAAGGGUGUCGAAAAAUGUACGAUCGUGAUCGAUUUGACUCGAAGCCUAAAACGCCAUUGUCCCUCCCUGAACGCCGACAAGUCGCCAAGAUGCGCCAGCGUGAGCCGCCUACCGCCUGGAGAAAGGUAUCCGCAACUGUGGGUCAUUCUACCAAGGUCUGCCAGGAUCUCAUAAAGAACCAUGCCACAGACAAAGAACUCAAACGAGGACGUAGAGAGGCUUUGUCGGAAAAGCAAUGCAAGGAGAAGGAGGCGGAAAAGGCCCAAAAGAAGAAGGAGGGUGCACGAAAAGGUGAUGACAACAAGGAAUACGAAACGAAGAGAUCGUCGGUGGCAUUGUCAGCACCAUCAACCAAGAAAAAAAUAAGAAACUCAUCUUCGUCGGAAGCAGCCGCAACAAAAAGCUCGUCUAAAGCGUCGUCUUCGCCUUCAACUGGCGCUGCUGCAAAGAAGGUGACCACUGUCAAAAAACGUUGGACAGAUGAAGAACAAACUAAGCUUAUCCAUCAUCGCCGUGAUGGAAAGUUAGCUUGGAAAGAUAUCGCUCGUGAUCUUGGCCGUACUGUUCCUUCAUGCCAGUCCAAGCAUCAACGUGUUAAAAAUUGGCUGCUCGAGCACCCCAGAAACCAUAAUUAA
Messenger RNA from Zychaea mexicana, 741 nucleotides. RefSeq lists its product as uncharacterized. The record is from RefSeq and is a predicted model, not a curated record. The transcript is spliced from 2 exons. Bases 1 to 741 code for a protein of 246 amino acids. Lineage: Eukaryota; Fungi; Mucoromycota; Mucoromycetes; Mucorales; Lichtheimiaceae.